Emys orbicularis (European pond turtle) is the source of this 459-nucleotide messenger RNA. RefSeq names its product putative transmembrane protein 244. Bases 1 to 459 code for a protein of 152 amino acids. The transcript has 6 exons. NCBI's taxonomy places the organism in Eukaryota, Metazoa, Chordata, Testudines, Emydidae. The record is from RefSeq and is a predicted model, not a curated record.
AUGGCCUUCCAAAGCGGCAGUGUGCCAGGCAUCAAGACCAUCCUCAUUCACCUGCUGUUGUGCCUGGUCACUUUCUACACAGUCUACUACAUGAUUGGAAGCAUCUGCUCUGGAGCUUUCAGGCUGGACACAUUUGAUGGACUUAUCCCCUUUGAAUUUAACACAGAACCAUCUCACUCAAAUCCCAAAUAUCUGGUGAAUUUGCUGUCCAUGGAACUGACCUACUUCACCAGUGGCCUUCUCUUUGCUGCUCUGCUGAAGCGAUGGGUCUGGGACUACGCCAUCACUGUCACACUCGUCCACGUGGCACUGACGUCUGCAGUGAUGGAACAGUUCCCUUUGGUGUGGCACUGGUGGCUAGCACUUGGCAGUGGCCUCUUUAUCAUGAUUUUCAGUGGACAACUUGUGACCCACUUUGCUUGCCCUGACUCCAGUGAUCCCACUUUGGACAGCUACUGA